Messenger RNA from Myotis lucifugus (little brown bat), 1860 nucleotides. Its product is annotated as arachidonate 12-lipoxygenase, 12S-type-like. Gene Ontology annotation, cellular component: cytosol; sarcolemma. The transcript is spliced from 12 exons. Gene Ontology annotation, biological process: linoleic acid metabolic process; lipid oxidation. Gene Ontology annotation, molecular function: linoleate 13S-lipoxygenase activity; protein binding; iron ion binding. The record is from RefSeq and is a predicted model, not a curated record. NCBI's taxonomy places the organism in Eukaryota, Metazoa, Chordata, Mammalia, Chiroptera, Vespertilionidae. The coding region runs from base 1 to 1860 and encodes 619 amino acids.
AUGCUCAGUGUUCAAGACACCACAGCCCGUGCCCGCGUCCUUCAUCCUCCUGGUGCAAUGGGGCGCCUGAGACCCACCGCGCAGGUGUUGGGAGGAGACAAUGCUGUCCCUGGAGGCCUUGUUACCAAACUCCACAGAGGACCUCGAACCCUCAGUGAAACGUCCUCUCCCGGGUCCCCGCUACUAAGUCUCACCAGGGUUCUGUCCCCACAGGUGGAGGAGUUCGAACAGGACAUUCCCCAGGACUUGGGGCCACUGCAGUUUGUGAAGUUGCACAAACACCACUCCCUGGUGGACGAUGCCUGGUUCUGCGACCUCAUCACAGUCCGGGGCCCUGAACCCUGCCAGGAGGCCGCCUUCCCCUGCUACCGCUGGGUGCAGGGCGAGGGCGUGCUGACCCUGCCUGAGGGCACCGCCCGUCUGGCAGGAAACAAUACCUGGGAUGUGUUCCAGAAGCAUCGAGAACAGGAACUGGAGGAAAGACAGCAAAUCUACUGCUGGGCCACCUGGAAAGAAGGGUUACCCCUGACAAUAGCUGCAGGCAGUAAGGAUGAUCUACCUGUAAAUAUGAGAUUCCACGAGAAGAAGAAGCUGGACUAUGAAUGGACAGUGAUUGCAGGGAUUAUGGAGAUUGCCCUCAAAUACGUUUAUGCCCUCCCGAGAUCCUGGAACAGCCUAGAAGAUUUUGAUGAAUUAUUCUGGGGACAAAAGACUGCCCUGGCUGAGAAGGUUCAAAAGUGCUGGCAGGAUGAUGAGCUUUUUGGCUACCAGUUCCUCAAUGGGGCCAACCCCAUGCUAUUGAGACGCUCCACCUCUCUGCCCUCCCGACUGGUAAUGCCCUCAGGGAUGGAGGACCUUCAGGCCCAGUUGGAGAAAGAACUCCAGAACGGUUCCCUGUUUGAGGCUGACUUCAUCCUACUGGAUGGAAUUCCAGCCAAUGUGGUCCAAGGAGAGAAGCAGUACCUGGCUGCCCCCCUUGUCAUGCUGAAGAUGGAACCCAGUGGGAAGCUGCUACCCAUGGUCAUCCAGCUCCUGAUCCCACACACACGGUACACAAUGGAAAUCAACACCCGGGCACGAACUCAACUCAUCUCAGAUGGAGGUUUAUUUGAUAAGGCAGGAAGCACAGGUGGAGGGGGGCAUGUGCAAUUGAUCCGCCGGGCCAUGACUCAGCUGACCUACCGCUCCCUCUGUCCUCCGGAUGAUCUGGCUGACCGGGGCCUGCUGGGAAUCCCAAGUGCCCUCUAUGCCCAUGAUGCUUUACGGCUCUGGGAGAUCAUUGCUCGGUACGUGGAGGGGAUCAUCCACCUCUUCUACCACGGGGAUGACGUCGUGAGAGGGGAUCCUGAGCUGCAGGCCUGGUGUCGGGAGAUCACUGAGGUGGGGCUGUGCCAGGCCCAGGACCGAGGUUUCCCUGUCUCUUUCCAGUCUCGGGUUCAGCUCUGUCAUUUCCUUACCAUGUGUAUCUUCACAUGCACUGCCCAGCAUGCAGCAGUCAACACGGGCCAGUUUGACUGGUUUGCCUGGGUCCCUAAUGCCCCGUGCUCAAUGCGGAUGCCUCCACCCACCACCAAGGAAGAUGUCACAAUGGACACAGUGAUUGGCUCACUACCUAGUACCUGGCAGACCAGUAUUCAGAUGUUUCUUCCAUGGCUCCUAAGCCGGCCACCAGCAGACAUGGUACCACUGGGGCAUCACCAAGAAGAGUAUUUCUCAGGUCCUGAGCCCAAGGCUGUUUUAAGGCAGUUUCAGGCUGAUCUGGACAACCUGGAAAAGGAAAUUGUGGCCCGGAAUGAGCAGCUAGACCUUCCCUAUGAAUACCUGAAGCCCAGCCUCAUAGAGAGCAGUAUCACUAUCUGA